AUGGCCGAAAGGAGAGCUGUGAUUAAAAACGCGGAUAUGUCCGAAGAAAUGCAACAAGAUGCAGUUGACUGCGCAAACCAAGCCAUGGAAAGGUUCAAUAUAGAAAAAGACAUCGCCGCCUACAUUAAGAAGGAGUUUGAUAAAAAAUACAACCCUACAUGGCAUUGCAUUGUGGGCAGAAACUUUGGCAGUUACGUGACCCACGAGACAAGACACUUUAUAUAUUUCUACUUAGGACAAGUAGCGAUAUUACUUUUUAAAUCAGGAUAA
Messenger RNA from Blepharisma stoltei, 270 nucleotides. Lineage: Eukaryota; Ciliophora; Heterotrichea; Heterotrichida; Blepharismidae. The record is from the annotation of a GenBank genome assembly.